This is a messenger RNA of Molossus molossus (Pallas's mastiff bat), 5431 nucleotides long. It is a transcript of the gene ITGAV, whose product is annotated as integrin subunit alpha V. Gene Ontology annotation, cellular component: external side of plasma membrane; integrin complex. Gene Ontology annotation, molecular function: integrin binding. Gene Ontology annotation, biological process: angiogenesis; integrin-mediated signaling pathway; cell-matrix adhesion. The transcript is spliced from 30 exons. The record is from RefSeq and is a predicted model, not a curated record. The coding region runs from base 119 to 3265 and encodes 1048 amino acids. Lineage: Eukaryota; Metazoa; Chordata; Mammalia; Chiroptera; Molossidae.
GGGAAGCCAGAGGCCCGCCAGUCUCGGCGCGCAGGCGGCGGGCCGCGGGCACCGUGCGCGCCGGGCGGGGUGGUCGCGGCUCGGGGCUCGGCGCUCGGCGCUCGCGCGCACUUCAGCGAUGGCUUCUCCGCCCCGGCGGCGGCUUCGCCUUCGCCCCCGCCGCCUCCUGCUCCUGCUCCCGGGAUUCCUGCUGCCUCUCUGCGGCGCCUUCAACCUGGACGUGGACAGCCCUGCUGAGUACUCCGGCGCCGAGGGAAGUUACUUCGGCUUCGCGGUGGAUUUCUUCGUGCCCAGCGCGUCUUCCAGGAUGUUUCUUCUGGUGGGAGCACCCAAAGCAAACACUACCCAGCCUGGGAUUGUAGAAGGAGGGCAAGUCCUCAAGUGUGAUUGGUCUUCUCACCGCAGGUGCCAGCCAAUUGAAUUUGAUGCAACAGGCAAUAGAGAUUAUGCCAAGGAUGAUCCGUUGGAAUUUAAGUCCCAUCAGUGGUUUGGAGCAUCUGUGAGGUCAAAGCAGGAUAAAAUUUUGGCCUGUGCCCCACUGUACCACUGGAGGACUGAGCUGAAACAGGAGAGGGAGCCUGUCGGAACAUGCUUUCUUCAGGAUGGAACGAAGACUGUUGAGUAUGCUCCAUGCAGAUCAAAAAAUAUUGAUGCUGAUGGACAGGGAUUUUGUCAAGGAGGAUUCAGCAUUGAUUUUACUAAAGCUGACAGAGUACUUCUUGGUGGUCCUGGUAGCUUUUAUUGGCAAGGUCAGCUCAUAUCGGACCAAGUGGCAGAAAUUGUAUCUAAAUAUGACCCUAAAGUUUACAGCAUCAAGUAUAAUAACCAGUUAGCAACUCGGACUGCACAAGCUGUUUUUGAUGACAGUUAUUUGGGUUACUCUGUGGCUGUUGGUGAUUUCAAUGAUGAUGGCAUAGACGACUUUGUUUCAGGAGUUCCAAGAGCAGCGAGGACUUUGGGAAUGGUUUAUAUUUAUGAUGGGAAAAAUAUGUCCUCCUUACACAAUUUUACUGGUGAGCAGAUGGCUGCAUAUUUUGGAUUUUCUGUCGCUGCCACUGACAUUAAUGGGGAUGAUUAUGCAGAUGUGUUUAUCGGUGCACCGCUCUUCAUGGAUCGUGGUUCUGAUGGCAAACUCCAAGAGGUGGGGCAGGUCUCAGUGUCUCUGCAGAGAGCUUCGGGAGACUUCCAGACAACCAAACUGAACGGGUUUGAGGUCUUUGCGAGGUUUGGCAGUGCCAUAGCGCCUUUGGGAGAUCUAGACCAGGACGGCUUCAAUGACAUCGCAAUUGCUGCUCCCUAUGGGGGUGAAGAUAAAAAAGGAAUUGUUUAUAUUUUCAACGGCCGGUCCACGGGCUUGAACUCGGCGCCAUCGCAGAUCCUCGAAGGGAAGUGGGCGGCCCAGAGCAUGCCCCCAAGCUUCGGCUACUCCAUGAAAGGGGCCACCGACAUCGACAGAAACGGAUAUCCAGACUUAAUUGUAGGAGCUUUUGGUGUAGAUAGAGCUGUCUUAUACAGAGCCAGACCGGUCAUCACUGUAAAUGCUGGCCUUGAAGUGUAUCCUAGCAUUUUAAACCAAGACAAUAAAACCUGCCCACUGCCUGGGACCGAUCUUAAAGUUUCCUGUUUUAAUGUCAGAUUCUGCUUAAAGGCCGAUGGCAAAGGAGCACUUCCCAUGAAACUUAACUUCCAGGUGGAGCUUCUUUUGGAUAAACUCAAGCAAAAAGGAGCAAUUCGACGAGCACUGUUUCUCCAUAACAGGUCCCCGGGUCACUCCAAGAACAUGACCAUUUCAAGGGGGGGCCAGAUGCAGUGUGAGGAACUGGUAGCAUACCUGCGGGAUGAGUCUGAAUUUAGAGACAAACUCACUCCAAUCACUGUUUUUAUGGAGUAUCGGUUGGAUUACAGAACAGCUGCUGAUUCCACAGGCUUGCAGCCCGUGCUUAACCAGUUCACCCCCGCCAACGUCAGUCGACAGGCUCAUAUUCUCCUUGACUGUGGGGAAGACAAUGUUUGUAAACCCAAACUCGAAGUUUCCGUAGAUAGAGAUCAAAAGAAGAUCUAUGUUGGGGACGACAACCCUCUGACAUUGAUUGUGAAGGCUCAGAACCAAGGAGAAGGUGCUUAUGAAGCUGAGCUCACCGUUUCCAUCCCACCACAGGCUGAUUUCAUCGGGGUUGUCCGCAACAGUGAAGCCUUAGCAAGACUUUCCUGUGCAUUUAAGACAGAAAACCAAACCCGCCAGGUGGUAUGUGACCUCGGAAACCCAAUGAAGGCUGGAACUCAACUCUUAGCUGGUCUCCGUUUCAGUGUGCACCAGCAAUCAGAGAUGGAUACUUCUGUGAAAUUUGAUUUACAAAUCCAAAGCUCCAAUCUUUUUGACAAAGUAAGCCCAGUUGUAUCUUACAGAGUUGACCUUGCUGUUUUAGCUGCUGUUGAGAUAAGAGGAGUCUCAAGUCCUGAUCACAUCUUCCUUCCGAUUCCAAAUUGGGAGCACAAGGAGAAGCCGGAGACUGAGGAAGACGUCGGGCCGGUCAUCCAGCACAUCUAUGAGCUGAGAAACAACGGUCCAAGUUCAUUCAGCAAGGCAAUGCUAACUCUUCAGUGGCCUUACAAAUAUAACAACAACACUUUGUUGUACAUCCUCCAAUAUGACAUUGACGGGCCCAUGAACUGCGCUUCAGAUGUGGAGAUCAAUCCUUUGAGAAUUAAGGUGUCAAAUUCGCAAGCAGCGGAGAAGAACGACACCGGUGCUGGGCAAGGGGACCGGAACCAUCUCAUCACUAAGCGGGAUCUGGCUCAGAACGAAGGAGAUGUUCACACUUUGGGUUGUGGAAUUGCUGAAUGCUUGAAGAUUGUCUGCCAGGUUGGGCGACUAGACCGAGGAAAGAGUGCAAUCCUGUAUGUAAAGUCUCUCCUGUGGACCGAGACCUUUAUGAAUAAGGAAAACCAGAAUCAUUCAUACUCUCUGAAGUCAUCUGCUUCAUUUAAUGUCAUCGAGUUUCCUUAUAAGAACCUUCCAAUUGAGGAUAUCUUCAACUCCACAUUAGUCACCACUAAUGUCACCUGGGGCAUUCAGCCAGCGCCCAUGCCUGUGCCUGUGUGGGUGAUCAUUUUAGCUGUUCUGGCAGGAUUGUUAUUAUUGGCUGUUUUGGUGUUUGUGAUGUACAGGAUGGGCUUUUUUAAACGUGUUCGGCCACCUCAAGAAGAGCAAGAAAGGGAACAGCUUCAACCUCAUGAAAAUGGUGAAGGAAACUCAGAAACUUAACUGUGAUCUUUUCAGUUAUGCUACAUCCUGACCCAUUAGAAUUAACAGCGUUAUUAUAGAUUUCAGUUUCCUUUAUGAGGACUAAAAUUCCAAGACUUGACUGCUGAUGGUGCCCAUUGGUAUUAACCACAAAACGAGAGCAAUAUCUGUCAACCAUUUUGUUAUAGAGAAGUUCAGACAUACAGUUAAUACACAUUCAUUGACUUGUGUUUUAGGUAUUUAAAUAAUAAAAUUUCAAGUGAUAGUUCUUUAAUGUACAUAACAUAGUGCCUGAGUUACCACUUUAUGUAAAAUAGUACCUCCUAUAAUUACUGUUUCUGGUUUGUAUGUUGGAUUUUGUUGUUUGUUGUUGUUGUUAUUAUUAUUCUAAAGCUAUUCAUAUUUGGACCUUAGCAUCCACAUUGUUUGCACAAGUACUUAAUGUUAAUAUUCAUUACACUAUAGUUGAGUUUUCAAGUUAUGUAAGACUUUAUAACUCCGAGAACUUGGAUUUUAAUAUUACCUACAUGGUAAACUUAAAAAAAAAAAAAGUUGACCUUCUCAAAAUUCUUUCCUAGGGAUAGUGUUUUGUUUUAAUAUGAAAUUUGGAUACAUGCUAUUAAAUUUUUAUUUCUAUUUAAUCCACAGUCCAUUUUACUACAUUCUAAUUAUUUAAGUUUAAAUUGUGUUUCAAAUACUUUAAGUCAACCUAUACUAAAAAUUAGUACUUAAAUCAUAAAUGCCUCUUUUGUGUAAUGGCUUAAUUUCAGCUAAACAUCAUGAUGCUUAAAGCCAUAUGGAGUUGGAAAUCAUUUCCAAAGUGCAUUUAUUCCAUUGUAUUAGUCUGGCCAUUUACCAUACAAAAUAAGAGCAUUUUAAUUUAAAACUUAUGUUUGUAGUUCUUUGAUAGGAUUGCUUAUUAAUAGUAUGUUCUUAGAUUAGAUCUAGAGUUUUUAGUUGGGAUUAAUUUAUUUUCCUCCUAUAGAUGUAUUUUUUCUUGUAUUUCCAAAACUGUUACUGGCAACAGGUCAAGAUCAAUGAGGAAUCUUUGGAACCCCUCAACCCCAUGACAAAUGCUUAGGAUUGAAAUUCUUAAAGUAGCAAUAGCGUGAUGCUUCUUACUGAUAUUACCUCAUUUUGAGCAAGGUGUAAUCUGUUAAACCAAUCUCAGCUCUCAAAAUAACUUCUAAAAGCUAUUUUUAUAAGCAAUUCAAGUUAUUGGAAACAUUUUAAAACUUUCUUAGGUUUAUUACCAUAAAUUACUUUUCUAGGACUUUUUUAUAAAAGCUGCAUAGGUGGCAAGUUGUAUUUUUAUAUGUCUGUAAGGUGAUGAAUUUUCUAGAGGAAUAUGUGAUUUAUUCACAGUUCUUCAAAGCCUUGGGAUGACUAUUAUAACUAUUUUUGUGCAAUUACAUCAUGUUAUGCAUUAGCAAUUGAGGGUUAAUAGCUUUUAAACUGCUGUCUUCGUUAGGUAAUAAUAAAUAUUUCCCUUAAAUAAUUGAAUAUUGUUCUGUUUUAAAAACAAUUGGAAUUUAUCUUGCCAUGUCUUGUGUUAUAAUUUCCUAUACAAGUGGCUUUAGUCAUAAAAUAGAGGCACAUGUAGGUGAGUUAUACAAGUUAGAACAUUGACAGGACCCUGUAUUUAGCUUUAGUGAAUUUCAAAAGUAAUAGAUUUUAUAAUAUAGAUUUUAUUAGUAAUUUAAGAGAUCUUAGUCAUAUUCAGUGGGUAAUUUUAUUACCAGUAAAUUUAAAUUUUUUAAAGAAAACAAUAUUUUUAUCCUAGGGCCUGCCACCAGUCACUAAGUUGUUCUAUAACAACUUUCACCUCACCUGUCUCCCCACAUAUUAACAGUAAUUCCUGAAAAUAUAUAUUGGAUAGAAAUUUACUCUUUUCAAAAAAAAGUUUGUAUUUCCUUUUGUACAAUCUAUUCCUUUUAUGGAUGCUAUUUCAAGGUAUAAUCUUGUAUAGGAGGUUGAAGGAUGUUGUCAUUAGAAUUUAACAUGUUUUAAGUUGCCUUUAUGAAUUGUAGUCUUAGGCAAUGGUAUUUUCUUUUAAAAAUUAAAAUUUACAUCUAAAAAACAUGGUAGAAGUAUAAUUUAAGAGCCUCCUCUUUGAGGAAAAUGUCUAGAUUCCUUUAUCUUAAAGUAGUAAGUGAAUAUAUUUGGUUAAAAUGUCAAAAAAUAAUC